AUCUCUGCUGGCACAUGACGGUCAGCAAGAAUGUUUCCCAGUUUUGGCUAAACCAGAAAUGGGAGAUUUGGGCCAAAGGACUACUGAGCCUGCGUGCACUUGUUUGUAUCAUACAAAUGGCGCCUCCUACCUCGGAGGUGCACCUUGUCCAAAUCCACCCUGCAGCCUAGAGGAUGGAUUUGGGAGCAGCUGGAGGACCCCGCUACCACCUAAAUCGGAAACUCUUCUCCCACCCCAGCAAAGCUACCUUUGUCACACUCCAUUCCACCCAGGGAUGGAAAUCCAGUCCGUGUUUUCCUCCAUACGGCCUGUCCUGGCGGCUCAGCUCCCCAACUCCUCCUUCCCGGUUCCUGGCACGGGCAGCCGGGUCACCUGGCUGCCUGCAUGUCCCGGAACGGAGCGACUAGACCCUGGAGAGGAGUUGGGCUGGACCAUCCUUCCACCCCCACCUCUGGGGCAUCCUCACCCCAGUGCGCUGGCUUCUUUACAUCCCAGCCACAGGGCACACUGGAGACCCCAGACCUGUACUCGCAGGGGCUCCCGGACCCUGUUACCGCAGAGGGGUCCCUGCCCAGGACCCUUCCCUCCAAGAGCCCCAAAGAGGGCUCCAGCGAGCGGCGGGAGGGAAGCCUGCAGGACUGUGCUCCCUCUGUUUAAAGUCUCCAGCCAGCGGCAGCCAGAGGACAGAGGGGCUGGUGACAUCCGGGGGAAGGAUGCCAGGUAGGGACGGCCUGGCAGCUUAGCAGACGGUGGGCCGAGCUGGGGGGAUCUUCGUUCUCCUGAGGAGUGACAGUGAUCGCAUGUAAAAGAACGCAGUGCGGGAUAAAAAUAAAUCUGGCCCAUAAAUAAAGGUGGAAUUUAGAAUCCGUGGAGCAAGUAACUGUCCUCCCGGGUGGCCACCUGCGCCUCUAUCCGCGGUCAGCCACUGGGGGGCGCCCGCCGCCUCCCGAUUUGCUGGGCUGAGCGGAGGGCGACAAGGGGGUGAGGGUGGGGGCCGGCUCUGGGUCCCUGCCGAUGUUCCCUGUGGCCCCUGAUGGCACCUUCCCGCAUCUCCCCGGGAGAGCGUGGCCUCUGUAGGCUGGGGGAGUGAAGUCUUCUAGGACAGCUCCCACUUCCCACCAGAAGCCCAGGUUGCACCUCCCUGUCCCUGUGGGCCCGGCAGAAAAAAGUUGAAUCCGAGGACAGCCCAGAUGUGGAACCCCUGGGUCCCCUAAACCUCGGAGUCCUUCCUUGUUAAUUAAAGCCAAUAUCUGGAAGAUUCUUUUUAAUUUUUAAUAUUUUUAUUUGCUUGUUUUUCGAGACGAGGUUUCAAUAUGUAGUCCAGGCUGGCCCUAAAUUACUAUGGAGCCCAUGCUGGCCCAAACUCAUGGAGAUCCUCCUGCCUCAGCCUCUUCAGUGCUGGGA
Molecule: messenger RNA, 1404 nt
Organism: Fukomys damarensis (Damara mole-rat)
Lineage: Eukaryota; Metazoa; Chordata; Mammalia; Rodentia; Bathyergidae
Exons: 3
Coding region: 59-724 (221 amino acids)
Source: RefSeq, a predicted model, not a curated record